This is a messenger RNA of Rotaria socialis, 1065 nucleotides long. The record is from the annotation of a GenBank genome assembly. NCBI's taxonomy places the organism in Eukaryota, Metazoa, Rotifera, Eurotatoria, Philodinida, Philodinidae.
AUGUCAAAUACAUUGACUUUAAGACGUGGAUCAUUUUUUGGUAUUGGAAAUCCAUUAUUGGACGUUAGUAAAGAAGUUGAUGAAGAAUUUUUAGAAAAAUAUAAAUUAAAAGAAGGUGAAGCAAUAUUAGCUCGGGAAGAACAUGCACCACUUUUUCGAGUUUUAAAUAAACAAGGUCGACUUGCUAUCGGAGGUUCAUCACAGAAUAUAAUGAGAACAAUUGUUUGGAUUCUUGAACAAAAAUUGUUUGCUUCCUAUAUGGGCUGUGUUGGAGAUGAUUUUGAAAAACAAAAUUUAAUGGAAUUAGCUCAAUCAGCAGGUUUACAUGUUGUUUAUCAAACACAUCCAAAAUUAACAACAGGACGAUGUGCAGUUUUAAUAAAUACACGGGAUCAACAUCGUACAAUGGUUGCAAGUCAAGGAGCAUCAGAAGGCUUUACUGCCGAUUUUCUUGAUGAUCCAGAAAAUUGGUUAAAAGUUGAACAAGCACAAAUACUUUGUUCAGAAGGGUUUUUUCUUGUAUCAUGUCGUGAAGCGUUUAUGCGUGUUUGUGAACAUGCAUUUAAAACAGGAAAAAUUUUCACUAUGACUUUAUCAGCGAAAUUUAUUUGUGAUAAUCCAAUUGGUGUUAGAUUAUUAAGUGCUUUACCUUAUGCUGAUAUCGUUUUUGGAUAUGAAGAUGAAGCAAGAAUUUUGGCUAAAACUCAACUUAAUAUUCAAAGUAAUAGUUUACAUAAUAUAAUUGAAGCAAUUCGUGACACCCCAAAAUGGAAUAAAGAUCGCCCAAGAAUUGUUGUAGUUUCAAAAGUUCCAGAAAGAACAACAGUUGCAACAAGAGAUGGAAUAAAAGAAUACCGAUGGAAAAAGCCUUCAAAGAUAGUUGAUACACAUGGCUGUGGAGACGCUUUAGCUGGAGGUUUUCUUGCAUAUUUUGCUUUGGGAAAAACAAUUGAUCAGUGUAUUAAUGCUGCUUUAUAUUGUGCAUAUGAAAAUCUUCAACAACUCGGUUGUCAAUUUCCUGAUAAACCAAAUUAUAAUGAACAAAUUUCAUAUGAAAAAAAAUAA